AUGUUUACACUCGAACAAUUUCUUCAAAAUAAAACAUGGAAUCCAACAUUAGAUGAUGCUGGUGAAGCAGGUAAAAAAAUUCUUCAUAUGCGUCUUCAAGUUAAACCUGGAACAACUCCUGAUAAUUUAAAUAUUACACUUAGUGGACAUGAUUUACGUGUUAAUUUUGAAAAUAAAGCUGGACCAGAAUAUAAACAAGUAACAAUAUGGCCAACAGCUGAUCUUGAAAAACUCAAGACUGAACUUCGAAGUGAUGGAUUUCUUCAUAUUACAGUACCAAUUAAAGUUUAG
This is a messenger RNA of Rotaria sp. Silwood1, 291 nucleotides long. Lineage: Eukaryota; Metazoa; Rotifera; Eurotatoria; Philodinida; Philodinidae. The record is from the annotation of a GenBank genome assembly.